Molecule: messenger RNA, 723 nt
Organism: Penaeus vannamei (Pacific white shrimp)
Lineage: Eukaryota; Metazoa; Arthropoda; Malacostraca; Decapoda; Penaeidae
Source: RefSeq, a predicted model, not a curated record
AUGUUUGGUUUUAGGUGUGGGUAUUGUGGAUGGGCCGUGAAGAAGAGGAAUUCUCUCCAUGCAUUGCACGUGCGCGUAUUACAGCCAGCAUUGCCAAGGCGCCCUCGAUGCUCACCCUCCCCUCCCCCGCAGAUCAAGAAGGCCUUCCACAAGUCGGAGUCCAAGAAGGAGUUCAGCGUCGUGACCAACCUGUCCACCAUGGCGGUGUGCGCCACGUCGCCGCUGCUGCCCACCGCCGUGUCCUCGCAGGACCUCAAGCCCCACCAGGUGGUCGUGCCGCACGUCCAGGUCACGGAGGUCAAGGUGCCGGACUGCUACGAAGACCCCGAGGACGCCCUUAGCAGACUGCCGCCGUCGCCGCCGCCUCCGCUGCCUGCAGAGGAAGCCGCAUCCUCCACCAAGUCCUCCAAGAAAUCCUCCAAGUCAGCCUCCGCCUCCGGGUCGUCCUCCUCCACCAGCGCGAAAAGCCCCACCUCGCCCUCGGCGGCGACUCCUGCCCCAAGCUCCUCGGCGGCGGAGGGGGCGGCGCCGCCGAGGAAGCCGCGAAGGAGGCGCCGACGGACAGCAAGACCAAUGGCACGGCGAAGACGAUCGUGUCUUCGAGUUAUAAAACAUGUGACCAAAUACAUCCGACUGGUUGAUGCUCUAGUCCACGCGACCUUUGGACACUGGUACAAUAAGACACAAAGACAUGUGGCUGUGACUGCCGUGAUGCAGGCCUAG